Messenger RNA from Phytophthora sojae, 1152 nucleotides. RefSeq lists its product as hypothetical. Gene Ontology annotation, biological process: proteolysis. The record is from RefSeq and is a predicted model, not a curated record. Gene Ontology annotation, molecular function: aspartic-type endopeptidase activity. The transcript is spliced from 4 exons. NCBI's taxonomy places the organism in Eukaryota, Oomycota, Peronosporomycetes, Peronosporales, Peronosporaceae. Bases 1 to 1152 code for a protein of 383 amino acids.
AUGCCGAAGUUCUCCGGCACCAAGGACGACGCCGUCGCGGACUACCUCUUCAGCGCCAAGCUCUACUUUGAGUCGAAGAACAUCAAGUACGGCGCCGACUCGCCGCAGCAGCGCCCCUUGUCGCUCUUGGUGGCAAACUUGAAGGGACCAGCAGCGGCUUGGUACCGUGAGUACCUCCUACGCCUGCGCCAGAACAACUUCACCUGUCUUGAAGAUUACGUGUCGGCCUUCCGGCACAUCAUCUGCAAGGUAGAGGAGAUGAGCGACAUCGACAAGGUCAUGCAUUUCCAGAAGGGGUUGGUCGUAGAGAUCAAACAAGAGGUGAAGCUGCGCCAGUUCAGGAACACGACAGACGCAAUUUCGUUUGCACUCAUGUACUACCGCACGCACGCUUCGUCACAUCACGUCGAGGAGCCGACUCCAAUGGAGAUCGGGAGUUCGCGCUUCGUCUCUCGCGAAGAGUGUCGGCGAAGUAAUCUUUGCUUUUACUGCAAGGAGCCCGGAUACCGCCUGGCUACAUGUCCUAAGUGGCCAGCGCGUAACAACUCCCGAGGCUCAUCUCACAACCGCGAUGACCACGUCGAGGUCAUCGACAGUUUGCAGCUGAACAUGGUGUCUCUCGACGCGAAGUUGUCGCCCAGUCGUGAACGGUUGAGGUUCGAGGGAGCGAUGAGCGGACAGGCAGUGCGAGUCUUGAUCGACAGUGGUGCAGAGCGCAACAUUGUGCGUCCGGGCCUCGCGCAGCACUACGUUGAGGCCGCCAAGGUCACGGCCGAGCGCUUUGAUGGCACGACAACCCCGGCGCGUACCGCACAGCAAUGCUUGGAGACUGUCGGCUUUGAUGGCAGAGUCUUCAACGAUGUUUCUCUCAUUGAAUGGGAGGUAUCUUCAAACCAAGGCGUGAUUCUCGGUCAACCGUGGUUAGUGCAGUUUAACCCGACCAUCAAUUGGCAAACCGGAGUGAUGCGCUUCCCCAACCAGCGUGUAGUACAUGACUUCAGUUCCGUGAACAGCAGUCUUGAGGUGGCGGGACCGACGGUGGCUUCAGUGGAAGUGAAACCGGAAUUUCUUCAGCACCCGCUUCCCCCGAACCUGCGGCAGCAGCUCGAUGACCAUGUGCAGGCAGGCUGCCCUUGGGACCGAGCUCACUAG